AAGGUCUACCCUGUUGUAUUUGGCGCAUGUGACUUAUAACAUUUUAUUUGAUUUACAUAGUCAAUCGGACAUCUGCAGUGGUCAUAUAGCAUUUACUGCAAUAUGUUCUCUGCAGAAGUCAGAGCAUUUAUACUUCUUGCCUUCGCUGAGCAGAACUUUUGUCAAGGAAGUGAAAUUGUGUUUAUACAGGACCUCCCGCACCCACCUACGGUCAGCUUUUAGGCUACCUUUCUUUCCUCCAAUGUGACAUGUUGAGUUGUACGGUUCAAACGCAAGAAAACCAUUUCUCCGUGAACCAAUCGAGUGGAAAAUGUGUGUGACUACAUAAAUAAGGCCCGCCUGCAGUUCUGUUGACCACAGACCCUAAAAACAGCGGUGUGUUCCUCCUGUUCUGUCCACGUGAACCGAGCCAGUCGCUGACAGACAAGCCCACGUCCAGACACGCCCACCGCUGGCACUCUGACCAAUCAUAGGCGAUUAUGGCAAAUUAGUCUGGCAAAUGAGCGUUGGAUGGCGUGGUUUACGCUGGCCGUAUUCACGUUGCUGAAAUGUGUCAAACGCUUCGUCUUGGAACGGACGAGUGUCUGGAUGGUAAAUGGGAGAGAAACAAAAACAACAUAUUAGCACGCGUUUCCUCGUAUACACAAGUCCGACUGAUGGGCUUUAUGUUUUGGGGGAUGCACAUGCGAAUAGAAAAUAAAAAAGAUCACAGAAGACUCCAAGCUCGAAGUGGACUAUCGUAGUUAGAGCCAGCCACACCACCAUUUCAGUGCUCUACAGACCACGCCUUUACACCCAACACUCAAAGCAUACCUUACAACCACACCUUAUAACCCCAGACUACCAAUGGGCCUCUGUCCUACUUCUCUGCUGAACGAAUAAGCCCAUUGACUGGUGUAGUUGGACACAGCUGAUUGAUUAUUAACUCCUAAAGGGGCAGGGUUUGGGAAUGGCUGGAGGAGAUAGCGGUCUGGAAGGUGAGGAACCCUCAUCACCCCCGACGACUGGGGAGGGAGGUGGGAGGGGGGAUGUGUUGCCAGGGAAACAAGGAGCUGGGGAAGGGGUGAGGGAGGAGAGGUUAGGGGUAGAGGAGAUUGGUGGAGAGCCCUCUUGUGGAGAGGCGGGGCAGGAAGACGAGGAGAUGGCCAGUGGAUCACAUGACCUCUCUGCCUCGGCCAAUCACAGCCCUCUCAGCAACAGUGGCGCCACAUCGACCAAGAGGUAACGUCCUAUCCAACUUCCUGUUUGCUCCCCAAGACUCGGUUCUCCAAAACUACCCAACAAAACUACUCAACAGUGCUGUGUCAUCACCAGAUUCUAAGUGUCAUACUGGCUCGUUCUCCUGUGGUCUCCACAGCGCCCUCUCUGGACAGGCAGGCCAACACACGGAGGGCAGCGCCAGUGAGCAGACUGAUGCAGGUCAGAGUCAGGCUCAAAGGGAGAUGAUGAUGACAGUAGCUGAGAUGAAGAAGAUUGUUCCGUCAGACAAAUGCAGUCGCAGUAAAGCCAGCACUGUAGAGGCACUACACUACGCACUCAACUGUGUCAAACAAGUCCAAGCCAACAGUGAGUACUACAAGCUGCUGCUGCGUAACAGCCAGGAGGAGAGACCAGACGCCACGUCCUGUACAUUAGAGGAGCUGAAGAGAGUCACCUCUGAACACACCUUCAAAAACACGAACUCGUUCUUGGUGGUAUUUUCCCUGGUGAGCGGACGCGUGAUGUACGCCUCGGAGCAGGCUCCCAGCAUCCUUUGUUGUAAGAAGAAGUUCCUGGACUCUGCUAAGUUUGUGGAGCUGCUGUUCCACCAGGACGUCAACGUGUUCUACUCGCACACUGCCCAGCCACACCUACCACCCUGGAGCAGCUCACACAGAGCGGCAGUCCUGUUUGAGUGUGCCCAGGUCAAGUCCUUCUUCUGCAGGAUCAGGGGUGGUAAGGACCAUGAGGGGGAGAUGCGCUACAACCCGUUCAAGAUCACUCCCUACCUGCUGAAGGUGCAGGGGGACGAAGCUGUAGGAGAGGAGGAGGAGUCAUGUUGUCUGGCGCUGGCCGAACGCAUCAUCUCAGGAUACGAGGCUCCCCGUAUCUCCAUGGACAAACGCAUCUUCACCACCACACACUCCCCGGGCUGUGUUUUCCUGAAGGUGGACGAUCGGGCUGUGCCGUUGCUAGGAUACCUGCCUCAGGAUCUGAUUGGCACGUCGUUGCUGACCUGUAUUUACCCAAAGGACCGCCCAAUCAUGCUCUCCAUGCACUGCAAGGUGUUGAAGUAUGCGGGCCAGUCUCCAUUUGAACACUCCCCAGUGCGUUUUCGUUGUCAAAACGGAGACUACGUCACCCUGGACACCAGCUGGUCCAGCUACAUAGACCCCUGGAGCCGCAAGGUCGCCUUCAUCAUCGGACGACACAAAGUCAGGACGGGCCCUCUGAAUGAAGAUGUGUUUGCUGCUUGGAGUAAAGAGGACCUGCCAAUCAUCCACGAAGAGAUUAAAAACCUGCAGGCCAAGAUCUACAAGCUCUUCCUGCAGCCGGUCCAUAAUAAUGGCUCCAGUGGUUAUGGCAGUCUGGGCAGUAACGGUUCCCAUGAGAACUACAUCAGUGUGGAUUCCUCUAGCGACAGCAAUGGCAACCUGUUGGAGGAUUCACACCGUGAACCGCAGAUCUGUGCUGAUGUGAAGAGUUGGGGCCAACAUGCAUACUUGGAAUCCAGCCACAUACUCACCCCCUUUGGGAAAUCUGCCACAGCGCCCCUCCCCCACGCCAGGGCUGAGGUCAGAGGGCAUGAGGAGACCAGGAAGCAAGCGCACAUUCCGUCCUAUCAGCAGAUCAACUCCGUGGACAGCAUCAUCAGGUAUCUGGAGGGCUGUGGUCCACACUUGAAGCGUAAGAGCAAGUCUCGCUCCAUCGGCACAUCUUCCUCCUCCUCCUCUACCUCAGAGGAUGACACACCCACCACUGACCCACACACUGCCCAGGCCAGCUCCGACGUUGUGGUGCUGGACAAUCAGGUGUCAGUGGGCUCUACAGCAGCAGCUAUGGUGAGAGCUCCUCUCACAGACAUCACUCUGUCUACAAAGGCUAUGAGUGUAGUGUCAGUCACCAGCCAGUGCUCCUACAGCAGCACUAUAGUACAUGUUCCACAGCCAGAGUCAGAGGUGACAGCCCUAGAGGAUGCACCAAUGGGCAGCAAGCCUGCUGACCCCACUCCUGCUCGCACGGCCCCUAGCCCCACCCCUAGCUCUUCUGCCGAGGAGCUGCAAUUGGUGGGUCUGACCAAGGAGGUCCUUUCAGCUCACACUCAGAAGGAGGAGCAGGAGUAUGUGGAUCGCUUCCGCCAUCGCAUCCUCCACAGUCCCUCCAGCUCCUAUCUACAUCAAGACAACCGCUCCGGGGGUCACUCUCACCACCCAGGUGACUACGUGAUGCAACCAGGGACUGCAGCCGUGUUGAACCGCACUCGGACAGGGAAGCCUAAUAAACACAAGCGUCCCAAACCCAAAACUUCGUCUGACAGCUACGCCUCUCCACCCGAGCCCUCUCUUGCCCUCCCCCGCCCCUCUGAAUCCUCUAACCCCCUUCCCCAGUUCGGGCUGCCCCACCCUCCUAUAUCCCCUCCAAAAGCCCCCAUGGGUACCCUCCAGACCCCCUCCUUCACCAUGCUGAGAAGCCAGCCAGGGGUGCACCAAGUGUGGAAACAGCAGCAGGCAUGCGUGGGCCCCAUGGUGUUUCAACCAGACCAGAACCCAAACACAAACCAACAGAAUGUUCAGCAGAACCUCCCGCAUAACUUUCAGUUUAUGCAGCCCAUUCAGAACAUGCAGACCCAGUCUAUGCAGUCUGUCCAGGUGCAGUCCAUCCAGUCCAACUUUCCCAGCCAGAACUUUCAGUCCAUUCAGAUCCAGAACAUUCAGGGCUUCCCCAACAUACAGCCCAUGGCCCCAUCCCAGGGUUUGAACCCUUACAUGGCUCCAAUGAUGGCUGUGAUUCUACCCAACUACCCCUCUUACCCUUCAGGCUACCCCACCAUGUACCACCCCACCACACCCUCUCUGCUACCCCAGGCCCCCUUUAUCAUGUCAGACUUCGGCCCUGGUCUAGGCCCCUUCGCCCAGCCUCAGCCUAGUUCCCAGCCCCAGACGCCACCAGGCCAGCUACACUGCUCCCCCAGACCGAGCUCCUCAGUGGGGGAGGAGGUGGCUGGGCCACCGGCUCUGUUCUCCAACUCUCGCUCCAGUUCCCCACUGCAACUCAACCUGCUGCCGGAGGAGCUGCCCAAACCCAGCGAGAGUCAAAGCAGCACUGGACGCACACAGUCCCGUGCUGAGAUCCUGCACGACGCUCACACCAAGGGGAUUGAUGCACCCUGUGAGUCGGGUAACCAUGACGCCCAGGCUACGUCAAGUGAGCUGUUGGACCUGCUAUUGCAGGAGGAUGGCAGGUUAGGUACCGGCUCUAACGCCUCUGGGUCCGGCUUUGGAGUGGCUGGAUCUCUAAGCUCUGGCUCCAACGGAGCAUCCACCUCACACACAGGAAGCAGUAACAGCAGUAAGUACUUUGCCAGUAACGACUCAUCAGACACGUUUCGUAAAGCCAGCAAGAACCAAGAGGCCCAGCAGGAUCACGCACAACUCACACAACACGCCUUCAACAUGCGUGUCGAGAACUCCCUGUGGCGCAUGAUCCAGCACAUGCCAGAACCUGUGAAGAUGACCUACCAGAUCCAUCCCAGGGACCAGGCAGAGGUGCUGGCUGAGGACAAGGAGAAGCUACGUCUGCUGCAGCCUCUACAGCCCUGGUUCACCCAGGAACAGAGAGAGGAGCUGGCUGAAGUCCACCCCUGGAUCCAACAACACACAGUCCCUCAGAUGAUAGACACACAGGGCUGUGUGAACUGUAGUGCAAGAACAGGGAUUCACCCUCAGGAUCCAGAGAGCUCCUCCCCUUUGGAAUGCCCUCAGCAGGAAUCUAGUCCCGCCCCUGACACCUGAUACGCCCCCCAUCUAGGAAAUGCAAACCUGCCGACCCUUAACUCCGCCCACCAAAUAUCUCUACUGACCAAUUGCUAGGAGCUCAGAGAGACUGUCUCUCAGUGAGGCUGUCUCUCAUUGCCCUAGAACAGUGUUUUUGCCCUAGCACUACACAGCUGAUUCAAAUAAUCAACUAAUCAUCAAGCUUUGAUUAUUUGAAUCAGCUGUGUAGUGCUAGGGCAAAAAACAAAACCCGGGUUGCCAGGUCAGGCUAAAAUUUCUAAGGCCUGAAAACCAGGCCAAAUAUUUUUGGCCGCAGCAAGAUAAGAGUUGCCACAUUUAUCCAAUAAACCCUUUUUCCAUAACGCUAUCAAGCAAAUUAAGCAGGAAUAUCAACGUAAUUUCUAACUAUGUAAGCAAAAUGUGGUUUUCCAACAAAGGAUUAAUUAUUUUCCAUCAAUGGAUGUUGAUUUAACCUUUUUUGGCUGCUAUGAUUACACAAUAAAGCCUUAGGAGGUGUGGUAUAUGGCCAAUAUACCACGGCUAAGGACUGUUGUUAGGACACAUCCCUUAGCCUUGGUAUAUUGGCCAUAUACCACAAACCCCUGAGGUACCUUAUUGCUAUUAUAUACUGCUUACCAACUUAAUUAUUUGUCAUACCUGUGGUACACUGUCUGAUAUACCACGAUUUUCAACCAAUCAGCUUUCAGGGCUCAAACCACCCAGUUUAUAAUUGUAAAUAAAUCAAUUUUGCGAUUGUGCAUAAGUAUAGAUAAAUUCGACAGGAGAGUCUGAGUGAUGAAAGUUGGACAGAGGAUCUUGAAAUCUCUGUACAAGAAACACUUGAACUUGAACUUCGAAUGUUUUUGAAAAACGAAUGUUGGGUCCCCAGGACUGAGUUUGGGAAAGGCUGCCCUAGAAUCUUCAGACACAGAUUAACUCACAUACACAGAUCUGAACAGCUGCAUCAGAGGCUGUAUUGGGCCGGAGGGCACAGAGGAAUGGAGAAUUCUGAUUGGCUCUUUCUGGCAGGUGAGAGACGGGUAUUCUUAUUGGCUGGUCUCUGGACCCCAAUUGGAUCACUUCUGACAGAUUUUGUUGGAUUCCAAUGGAUCACUUGUACUCUCUCUCUCUGUCCCUCCCUCUCUCUCACUAUAGACCCUGUGUAUAUUCAUUUGGGAGUCUGUUCUUCAGGCUGUUUAGAACCUGGAUGGCCUGAUACCACUGGGAGAUAUCAAAAACACAGACUGAAAUCUACUCAUGUUAUGGACACACUCUGGGUGAUACUGGCAGAGUGAUUGUAUGGACAGUUACAGCCCUAAGCCGACUCCCACUCCAAAUGAACUCGAUGCAUUUUUGUCUAGCUAGCAAAUGGAUCUGACAAGCAGAAGGCCUUAUGUUGUGUAUGAGUGACAUGUGUAUGGACACACUGUGAGAUGCGAGGUGAUGUUACGGACAGAGAAACCCUCAGUAUGAUACAGACAGUGACGGGGUGUUGAACUGCAGUACAGCGUCUUGGUUGUUCCCUGGAUCCAUGGACCAGCACAGGGACUCCAGAAGGCACAGUUGUGGACCUGGACCUAGAAUGAACAGUUGCCAUGACGUUCCACCGCUUCUGCUCCUUUCAAUUUCUAAUUUUGUGAUUGUUGUCUGUGUCUCUACGAUUCCAAAGGUACUCCUUGUCCUAACCUUAACAAGCUGCAGCCUCAGCCAGGCUCACUUUAUUGAAUGAAAUGUUAUAAAGGCUUGAUGUUGGCGUCUUCUGUAUGUUUGGUGUGUGUGUCUUCUCUAUGUGCUCAUGUCCAUAAGCGUUCUGUUUGUCUGAUAUAUCUGGAUGAUGUCAUCUAGGUUUUGUACUGUUUUUUUGUACAAAAAAAGUAUAGUACAGUACAAUGUAUUUUAGACGGAAAAAAACGAUAUACAAAGCAAUUUGUUUUGAAUUGAGGGAGUUUUUGUGACAACUUGAAAUGACUACAUAAAAAGGACGACAACAAUGA
This is a messenger RNA of Salmo salar (Atlantic salmon), 6967 nucleotides long. NCBI's taxonomy places the organism in Eukaryota, Metazoa, Chordata, Actinopteri, Salmoniformes, Salmonidae. The record is from RefSeq and is a predicted model, not a curated record.